Drosophila melanogaster (fruit fly) is the source of this 1410-nucleotide messenger RNA. It is a transcript of the gene Mpi, whose product is annotated as mannose phosphate isomerase. The record is from RefSeq and is marked reviewed. Bases 157 to 1347 code for a protein of 396 amino acids. Gene Ontology annotation, molecular function: mannose-6-phosphate isomerase activity; zinc ion binding. NCBI's taxonomy places the organism in Eukaryota, Metazoa, Arthropoda, Insecta, Diptera, Drosophilidae. The transcript has 3 exons. Gene Ontology annotation, biological process: carbohydrate metabolic process; GDP-mannose biosynthetic process.
CGCGAUAUAUGUAUUUAAAGUAACAGUGGUGGAAACACACCAAAUUAUUUCGGCAAUAAAAUCGAAAUUACAAACUUCCAGAAAGCUGUUAUCUAUAUAAAAAGGUUGACCUCAAACGCAGUACGGCGAAUUUUGGAAGGCAAUCGGUGCGGUGAAAUGGAGCUGACUGGAUGGGUGAAGAACUACGGCUGGGGCCGCAAGGGCAUCAACUCGGCGGUGGCCCAGCUGGCAAUGGCCAAUGAUCCGGACUUUCGUCUGAACGAGGAGGAGACCUAUGCGGAAAUGUGGAUGGGCACGCAUGUGUGCGGUGUGUCCGUGGUCAAGGAAACCGGAGAGACUCUGGACCGAGUGCUAAAGAAGGACCUUUCAUACCUGUUCAAGGUGCUAAGCAUCAACAAGGCACUCAGCAUCCAGGUGCAUCCGAACAAGUGCGAAGCGGAGCGCCUGCACAAGGAGCGCCCGGAUAUCUACAAGGAUCCCAAUCACAAGCCGGAACUGGCCAUUGCCCUCACGCCCUUUCUGGCCCUCGUGGGAUUUAUGUCAGCCGAAGAUAUCAGGGACUACAUCGAUGAGUUCCAGCCGCUGAGUAAACUCAUUGGCAAGGAGGCUGUGGAUCAGCUCCAUGACUCGACCAACUCGGAAAGCGUUAAGUUGUGCUACGAGAAGCUGAUGAAGACCGAAGAGCCGGUGAUAGCCAAGUGCAUCAGUGAAAUAGCCAAGGAUUACCAAAACGAACUGAAAUCCAACGAUCUGCUUGAGGUGUUCACCAAGGUCAACAAAGACUUCCCCGGCGAUGUGGGCGUACUGUCCCUGUUCUUCCUCAACCUAAUCCGCCUGCAGCCCGGCCAGGCGAUCUACUUGGGCGCGAACGAGAUUCAUGCCUACCUGGACGGCGACUGUGUGGAGUGCAUGGCUUGCUCGGACAAUGUGAUACGGGCGGGCCUAACGCCCAAGUACAAGGAUGUGGACCAGCUGCUGGAAUCUGUGAUCUUCGAAAGUUCGUAUAAGGAUCGCAAGGAGUUCAUUCCGUACCGCAUAGAUGACCAGGUCCAGGUCUAUAUUCCGCCAGUAUCCGACUUUGCAGUGAUAAAUGUGAAUAUCGAACACUCGCUGGAGUCGUACAAGCUGGAGAUACAAGCAUUCGGCUCCAUAUUGAUAGUUCUAAAGGGAUCCCGCAUUCUUAAAUUGAAAACCCAGCAGGGAGAUAAGGAGAUCUUGGUAACCCGCGGCAGCAUUGUGUACAUUCCCGUCGAGGCGGCGCCGGAAAUCGAAUUCGCCCAGUCCGACGAUUGCGACGAGGACUUCAGCGGCUACAUAGCAACCAGCAACUACUUUCGAGUGCCCUAAAAUUCUCAGUUAAUCGAAAUAUUUUGUACAGUGCAAUAAAUCCAUUAACACGUUUUGGUGGUG